GGUGCAUUCCCCUUUGGCCGUGCUGAAUCUGUACUGGGCUUUCAUGUGGGAACCUCGCAACGACGAAAGUCCCCAUGCCAUGGUGUCUCUCCUUUGGAACGAUGAGGUGGAAGGGACUCUGCUGGUGGUGGCCGCAGCGUGUGUCUUCGCCGUGGUGGCCGUGAUCGUGAAGACCGAUCCGUUGCCGGUGCUCUUGGCGACGGAACUCCGAUUUGUGGUGAGCUGGAUAAUCUCCAUAGCCUUCAUGCUCCUCUUCCAGAAGAAGCUCAACCUCCGCUGGCUUGGCCCUCCUGGCAGCCAGAGAUGGCUUAUCCUGAAGGGCGUCUUGCAGGUGUCCUUCAUCACCUGCUGGUGGACUGCGCUGCAAAGGGCACCGGUGGGGAACUGCGUGGCCAUCAUCUACAGCUCUCCAAUUUUGACCUCCGUCUUCUCACGGCUCUUGCUCAAAGAGCCUUUGGGAAGUCAGUUUCCCUUGCAGGUGCUUCUGUCAGUGAUUGGUGUGAUGCUCAUCUUGGGCCUGCCCUUCCACGGUCUCUUGUCGGUGGCCUUCUGGCGCCACUCCUGGUCCUCCAGCGGGGAGGAGUACCACUUUGUCUUCUUGGCGCUGCUCUUCAGUGCUUUGCUGCCACUGGUCACCAAGCAGACUCAGGAAUGCAGCUGGAUUGAGGCGAACCAAGCGCCAUGCUUCCACGAACAAGCUCGGCUUCCACGCAAAAGCACCGCUUCUUUGGCAAGAAGCGGUGCUUCUGACCUCCCGGCACCUGACUACAAACCAUCACUCGAAAUUCAGACGCACAGCCAGACAUUCAGACGUAAGCGAGGGGCGGGUUCUUCCAAACCUAUGCGACAGUCGACCCAUAUGUCAUAUGACUCCGACUUUUUUUGAAGCCGUUUUCUUCGACCCAUAUGACUCCUCUGUGUCUCAACCAGAUACACCAUCGGAUGGCCGUUCUUUCCUCGUUGGCCGAAGCAGGACACCGCACGUUUUGCGACCCGAAGCGGGAGACCGGACCGGGGAGGGGCGGACCAGGCCUGUUGUUCGGAGCAUGGUUUUGGAGGACUGGCGCUGAAGCUUCGCCUGAAGCAUGUUUCGCCUUCGAAUCUGCUCCAGGUGGUGCACGUGACUGCUUUG
This is a messenger RNA of Durusdinium trenchii, 1132 nucleotides long. The record is from the annotation of a GenBank genome assembly. Lineage: Eukaryota; Dinophyceae; Suessiales; Symbiodiniaceae.